Cebus imitator (Panamanian white-faced capuchin) is the source of this 8278-nucleotide messenger RNA. It is a transcript of the gene IQSEC1, whose product is annotated as IQ motif and Sec7 domain ArfGEF 1. Bases 1481 to 4504 code for a protein of 1007 amino acids. The record is from RefSeq and is a predicted model, not a curated record. The transcript has 14 exons. Gene Ontology annotation, molecular function: protein binding; guanyl-nucleotide exchange factor activity. Gene Ontology annotation, biological process: regulation of ARF protein signal transduction; actin cytoskeleton organization. Lineage: Eukaryota; Metazoa; Chordata; Mammalia; Primates; Cebidae.
CCACUGUGCCUGGCUGUCCUUUUAAAUAAAUAGUAUUUAAUUGUAUCGAUAGGCCACAGCUUAUUUAUGCAGCCUGCUAUGAUGGACCACAUGAGUUGUUUUCAGUUGGGGGCUGUUGCUCUUGAACCUGUCCCAGAACACAUGGCAUGAGCUUUCUCUGGGGCACAUACUGUCUGUAAAGCAAGCAUAUAACCUCUCCCCCACUGCCCACUGGGCAUUGUCAGUCUUCGUCAUUUUCACUCACCUGGUGAGUGGGUAAUAGUUUCUUGCUGUGGUUUGCAUUGGUAUUUCCCCAAUGAGGUUGGGGAUCUUUUGUUUGUCCGUUGGCCAUUUGGAUCUCAUCAUUGGUGCAGAAUGCCUGUUCACGCCUUUCAUCCAUCUUGAGCUGUCUUUUUAUUUCUUUAUGAUUUGGAGGGUUCUUUGGGUGCUCCAUAUUCUAAUCCUUCGUCAGUUAUACACGUUGUAGAUCUCUUUUCCCUCCCUCCAUCCUGCCUUUUUCACUCUUUACGGGGUCUUGAGAUGAACUUCUCAAUUUCAAAGUUCUUAAUUCAAGUAGUCAACUUUCUCACUUUAUUAUUAACAUUUUGCGUGUUUUGAAAAACUCAUUCCUACCCUGUAGUCAUGAAGAUUCUCCUUAUUCACCUUUCACAUUAGGCCUUUAAUCCGCCCAGAAUAAAUUUGCAUCUCUGAUCUCUCCCUGCCACAUGCACCUGUGUGCACAUGCACAGCCUCAUGUGCACACACACACACCCAUUGCCAGGUGGCCCAGCACCAUUUGGCGAGAAGCAUGUUCUUUUCCCUACCUGCACUGCCCCCAGCACGUACCAUACCUUUCCCAGCAAGGCAGGCAGGGGCCCAGCUGCAGGCUGUAGGCUGGGAGGGUGGUCAGGGACCGCCCGAGGGCAGGCGAGGCGGACAGCCCUCCCCACCCCCAUCGGGACCAGCUGCUGCUCCUGCCAAACAGGUCUGUGAGGCUGCGGUGUCACGUGUUUGACUGGCGCUGACUCGGGAGCUGGCGGAUUAAGCAGGGGCUCAGGGUUUGUGACCCGCACUGGCCGCUGCACUGGCUGGGGGAAGGCUGAGGGAGCUCAUCUGCGUGGGCAGCACAGGAGGCCCGAGAGGCCGGCCAGGCAGCGGCUGUUUGUGGCAAGAGGCCCCCACCCACAGCACUGGACCAAGUGUUGAAGGUGAGGCCCCCAGCAGUGAGACUGGCACGUCCCUGGACAGCCCCUCGGCCUACCCCCAGGGCCCCUUGGUGCCUGGUUCCAGCCUGAGCCCGGAUCACUACGAGCACACCUCGGUGGGAGCCUAUGGGCUGUACUCGGGGCCGCCGGGGCAGCAGCAGCGCACGCGGAGGCCCAAGCUGCAGCACUCGACCUCCAUCCUGCGCAAGCAGGCCGAGGAGGAGGCCAUCAAGCGCUCACGCUCACUCUCCGAGAGCUAUGAGCUCUCCUCAGACCUGCAGGACAAGCAGGUGGAGAUGCUAGAACGAAAGUAUGGGGGGCGCCUGGUAACCCGCCAUGCGGCCCGCACCAUCCAGACGGCGUUCCGUCAGUACCAGAUGAACAAGAACUUCGAGCGUCUGCGCAGCUCCAUGUCAGAGAACCGCAUGUCACGCCGGAUCGUGCUGUCCAACAUGAGGAUGCAGUUCUCCUUUGAGGGGCCUGAGAAGGUGCACAGCUCCUACUUCGAGGGGAAGCAGGUCUCAGUGACUAACGAUGGCUCCCAGCUGGGAGCCCUGGUGCCCCCUGAGUGUGGUGACCUCAGCGAACCGGCCACCCUCAAGUCUCCGGCCCCCUCCAGCGACUUCGCGGAUGCCAUCACCGAGCUGGAGGAUGCCUUCUCCCGGCAGGUGAAAUCACUGGCCGAGUCCAUUGACGAUGCCCUCAACUGCCGCAGCCUGCACACUGAGGACACGCCAGCCCUGGAUGCGGCACGGGCCCGAGACGCCGAGCCCCAGACGGCCCUUCACAGCAUGGACCACCGCAAACUGGACGAGAUGACGGCCUCGUACAGCGACGUCACCCUGUACAUCGACGAGGAGGAGCUGUCGCCCCCUCUGCCCCUCUCGCAGGCGGGGGACCGGCCGUCCAGCACUGAGUCGGACCUGCGGCUUCGGGCUGGGGGCACCGCCCCGGACUACUGGGCCCUGGCCCACAAGGAGGACAAGGCCGACACGGACACGAGCUGCCGGAGCACGCCGUCGCUGGAGCGGCAGGAGCAGCGGCUGCGGGUGGAGCAUCUCCCGCUGCUCACCAUCGAGCCACCCAGCGACAGCUCUGUGGACCUCAGUGACCGCUCGGAGCGGGGCUCGCUCAAGAGGCAGAGUGCCUACGAGCGCAGCCUCGGCGGGCAGCAGGGCAGCCCCAAGCAUGGUCCCCACAGCGGCCCCCCCAAGAGCCUCCCCCGGGAGGAGCCUGAGUUGCGGCCCCGGCCCCCCAGGCCCCUGGAUAGCCACUUGGCCAUCAAUGGCUCAGCCAACCGGCAGAGCAAGUCUGAGUCAGACUACUCAGACGGCGACAACGACAGCAUCAACAGCACAUCCAACUCCAACGACACCAUCAACUGCAGCUCUGAGUCGUCGUCCCGAGACAGCCUGCGGGAGCAGACGCUCAGCAAGCAGACCUACCACAAGGAGGCCCGCAACAGCUGGGACUCGCCCGCCUUCAGCAACGACGUCAUCCGCAAGAGGCACUACCGAAUCGGCCUGAACCUCUUCAACAAGAAGCCUGAGAAGGGAGUCCAGUACCUCAUCGAGCGUGGCUUCGUGCCAGACACGCCUGUGGGGGUGGCCCACUUCCUGCUGCAGCGCAAGGGCCUCAGCCGGCAGAUGAUCGGCGAGUUCCUGGGCAACCGGCAGAAGCAGUUCAACCGCGACGUGCUAGACUGUGUGGUGGACGAGAUGGACUUCUCUGCGAUGGAGCUCGACGAGGCCCUCAGGAAAUUCCAGGCGCACAUUCGUGUCCAAGGAGAGGCUCAGAAAGUGGAGCGGCUCAUCGAGGCCUUCAGCCAGCGCUACUGCAUCUGCAACCCCGGAGUGGUGCGGCAAUUCCGGAACCCAGACACCAUUUUCAUUCUGGCCUUUGCCAUCAUCCUGCUGAACACCGACAUGUACAGCCCCAAUGUCAAGCCCGAGCGCAAGAUGAAACUGGAGGACUUCAUCAAGAACCUCCGAGGUGUGGACGAUGGCGAGGACAUUCCCCGGGAGAUGCUGAUCGGGAUCUACGAACGGAUCCGUAAGCGAGAGCUGAAGACCAAUGAGGACCACGUGUCCCAGGUGCAGAAGGUGGAGAAGCUCAUUGUGGGGAAGAAGCCGAUUGGAUCCCUGCAUCCUGGGCUCGGCUGUGUGCUCUCUCUGCCCCACCGUCGGUUGGUCUGCUACUGCCGGCUCUUCGAGGUUCCAGACCCAAACAAGCCCCAGAAACUCGGACUACACCAGCGAGAAAUCUUCCUGUUCAACGACCUCCUAGUGGUCACCAAGAUCUUCCAGAAAAAGAAGAACUCAGUGACGUACAGCUUCCGACAGUCCUUCUCCCUGUACGGCAUGCAGGUCCUGCUCUUCGAGAACCAGUACUACCCCAAUGGCAUCCGGCUCACCUCAUCUGUCCCCGGAGCAGACAUCAAAGUGUUAAUAAACUUCAAUGCUCCCAACCCUCAAGACCGGAAGAAAUUCACCGAUGACCUGCGGGAGUCUAUUGCGGAAGUCCAGGAGAUGGAGAAGCACAGGAUAGAGUCGGAACUCGAGAAGCAGAAAGGCGUCGUGCGGCCCAGCAUGUCCCAGUGCUCCAGCCUCAAAAAGGAGUCGGGCAACGGAACACUGAGCCGGGCCUGCCUGGACGACAGCUAUGCCAGCGGCGAGGGCCUCAAGCGCAGUGCCCUCAGCAGCUCCCUGCGGGACCUCUCGGAAGCCGGGAAGCGAGGGCGUCGCAGCAGUGCGGGAUCGCUAGAGAGCAAUGUGGAAGGGUCCAUCAUUAGCAGUCCUCACAUGCGCCGGAGAGCUACAUCAACACGAGAGUGUCCAUCUCGCCCACACCAGACUAUGCCCAACUCAUCUUCCCUCCUGGGCUCCUUAUUCGGGAGCAAGAGAGGGAAGCCCCCUCCACAGGCCCACCUGCCCUCAGCCCCAGCCCCGCCACCCCCUCACCCACCGGUGGUCCUGCCCCACCUGCAGCACUCCGUGGCUGGCCACCACCCAGGGCCCCCUGAGGGGCUGCCGCAAGCCCCCAUGCAUAGGCAUCACACCCAGCACUGCCACAUGCAGCAGAACCCACCCCCCUACCACCACCACCACCACCACCACCCGCCCCAGCACAUCCAGCAUGCACACCAGUACCACCACGGCCCCCACGGGGGGCACCCAGCCUAUGGGGCCCACGCCCACGGCCAUCCACCGCUGCCCUCGGCCCACAUGGGGCACGCAGCGCACCACCACGGGCAGCCCCCUGCCCCGCCGCCCCCCACCAGCAGCAAGGCCAAACCCAGCGGCAUCAGCACAAUUGUGUAGACAGCCUGGGCGGGGGUCCCAGGCUCCCUGAAACAGCUGCACACUACACAGGGCACGCCGAGGGGCCGCCAGCCGCACACCAAACCCGGGGCACUUCCGUUGCCAUCUCUCCCCUCUGCCCCUCACGGCCCAGCCGGAGCCCCAGGAGCCCACAGGGCUGGUGUUGUGUGGAACAAAGGUCCAGAUUUCAUUUAGCGUUGGCACCCUGGUCCCCGCUCACCUCAGUCUGAGGGAUGGAUGGGACUCAGCCACCGUCAGCCUUGAAACGGUGCCACCAGCCAAGUAGAUGUUGAACUGCCUCCCCUACUCCAGCUCUCAGCUCCCUGCGCCCUAAUUUACAUGCAUAUGAAAACCCAACCUAGAAAAUGAAGACAUGAGAUACAAAAACAGACAAAACAAACCCCAAAACUUGCUGCAUUAUUGCUCUUUUAUUGACAAUGGGCAAAAAAUUAAGUAGACCUGAUAUGGUUGAUGAAAAUACGUAAGUAAACUUUAUAUAAUAUAAAUAUAUAAAUAUAUAAAUAUAUAUAUAUAUAUACUAUAUAGGUAGUACUUGUGUGUGAAAGGCAGGCAUUUCAGCCCACAACAUUAGCAAUACCCACCUUACAAGGAACUCCACGUACCUAAUAGGAAGACAGUCCCUUAGUUGGGUGUGUGAGACAGUAGACCAAACCCUAAAUGGUAGGAACAAAUUCAGAUACUUCAUAUUUUCAUACAGAGAAAGAAGUCCCUCUAGGACUGGCUAAAAUCUUUACACAAUCAUUACUAACUGUGCCAAGUAACAUAGCAUCUAACUGUUUAAAAAGUCCAGUAUUGCUUUGUAUAAAUCCUUAUUUUAUUAACAGAAUACUAUCAUAAAUAGUCAGUAUUAUAAUGCUGUGUUAUUUCAGGUAAGCAACUAGCUAAACUGCAGUACACUCUACAGUAGCAACUCAGGACAGCUGGUGACAAGCUGGUUGUCUUAGGACAUUGGUUACACAGAUUCUUAGACACUUUAACGGCUGCGAUAACUGUGAAUCUCCAUGAUCCAUGUUUCCUUUACGCGCAUAUGAUUUAAUGCACACUCAUUCAGAGUCCUCCGAGAGGGGCACCCAUACACGGCAGAAGUGUUCAUCUCCAACAUGAAAGUGACCAGCUCUCAUCCUCGUCUCCCCAACACCAUAACUUCCUCAUCCGCCUCCAACCCACACCAGGCCGAAGCCCUCAGAGAGUGUCUCCACCAGGGACCACUCUUGAACCUGAAGGUUGACUUUAGCAUUUAGCAACCCAGGGCGGUGUGUGUGUUUCCUGUUUUGUUUUCUGAGUGGUAGCAGUGAUCAUCGUAAUUCCAUGUAGCCAUGUGCUAGCAGAACCCCUGUGUCAUCACCGUGGCCCCUGUGACCCCAGCCGACGAGUGCCCGGCGGAGCCCCUGCUGCCUUCCCAUGGUACAGUGAGCUGCCAGGGCAUCACAUGACUCAGCUGUGCUCUUGUUGCUUCUGUGUUGUGGUGACACCAUGCGCUCCCCGGGGCCAGACGCUGCACGCAGCGGGUCUGUGCCCAAGUUACCCACGGGCCAUACUUUGUAGUUUCAGCGUUUCGAGCCACUGCAGCCGUCAGUGCUGUGCUCCUAAACCAUGGGACCCGAGGACUGCCCCCCGGCGCCUGCCCAGGCGGAGGCCCUUUCAGAAAGGGUGAAGCUCACGCCUGACUCUGCGGGCCGCGGGGCCGCGUGCUCGGUGGACGGCGUGGUGAGCCGUGGCCGGACGGCAGGAGGAGAGGGGAGAGCCCCCUCCGGCUGUGUGUCACCUUGGCUGGCUGGCUGGCCAGGGUUUUGCCGAUUUCCCUCCUCAUAUCCCUCCCCUCGGUCAUAUCAUUGAGAUCACCGUACCAGCAAAUCUGCAAACCAAGCACUUUGUUAAUCUCCACAGAGAGCAAAUACAGCAAUCUAGUUUAGCCUUUUGAAAAAUAAGUGUGACUUUAACCCCUGUGCCCUCCCAUCGACGUGGCAUUUCUUUCUUUGGUGUCUGCUCAGAAAGAAACAGCAUGGGAGCAUGUGAUUGGGUCCAGGAUGGGCUGCGGGGGAAGCGCCCUGGUGUCCCCGACUCCUCAAUUAUUGGGUCUUCCUUAAAAGCCAGGCUCCCCAAAGCACUCUUUGUCUUGCGGUUUCAAGGAGGUUGUUCUGACCUGGAAGUGUUAAACUGCUGCAUGUCAUCCAGCGGCAGCCGUGAGGCUGCGCUCUACGUAUUGUACAUUUGCAAAAUGUAUUGGUGUGACUGUAGACACGUCGUUGAAGUAAAGUGAUCACAUAUUGAGUAUGUCAGCUUUUCUCACCCUCUUCUGUGCCGAGGGGAGACUCACUGUAACCUUUAGGUUGUUCCAGAAAAGAUUCGGGCCGUUUGGCGCAGAAUUGCUCUUUCUGAAGGGCAGCACUAAUGAAUAGGAACAGACAGGAAACCCCAGGAGGGGCUUUCCCUCUCCCUCGCCAUCCUGCAAGCCCCAUGGCCUCAGGCUGCCAGCCUCUGGCACUGUCCUGGGUGUGUACUGGAGCCGUGCCGGGCAGCAGGCCUGGGCCUCGCCUAAGUUGCUGCUAGAACCCACUGAGCCCCUCAAGGGGUUUCGAGCUGCACUCAGUGUGUUCCUUCAGGCCAGGGAGGUUUCAUCCUGUUUUAUUUGCAAGCUUAUGAAAAGUUUGUGGAAGAUACAUUGUUGGUGGCUUCCAGAGGCUGGAGGCAUGCUGCCCACAUCUUGUUUGGGAAUCAAAAGCAUUCAGUGAACUGGUGUUUCCAUGUGUCUUUCAUGGGAAUGUCCCCUCUAGAUUCCCACCUGUCACAGCUAUAGCUUCGGGGUCCUGGCAUCACAUUCCCCAGGAGGGGAGGUAGGGGAGGCCAAGGGCCCCAGGAUGUCUGCCUGGUCCCUUCUCACUGUGAGGAUGCCCUUGGCACACCUUUCUCAAGUCACACAAACUAUUACAGUUACAUACAAAAUUGCUGACAGGAGUAGGAGACCCUGAGGGGAGCAGCUGGCAGUGUGACAAAAGUCUUUUCUGGGACAACAAUCAAAUCAUGUAUUUGUAUUUUUUUAAGUUUACCAAUGAAUUGUACAACAAUGUAAAAAUAAAGUUCAUCCUAAUAUGAUGUGCACAUCUUGCUUAAAAAUGUCUUCAGCACCCAGUGUAGAGUGAUCUUUCCCUCACACACUGCAUGCGGCAGGAGCCUCUUGUUUUUCUUAACAAUGAGCUGAAAAGACAGCAGAUGUUCACAGCUGAGGCAGGGUGUUGACUCAGCUCCACGGGAAGCUCUGUGCCCGCAGGUAAGCACGCACGUCUUACAGUUCUCCUUGUAAAAUAUCAUCACCCUUCCUGCCUGAGAAACGAGUGCAUUUGUAUUUUAUAUAACAACAGUAGUCAAGGUUGCAGCACUGAGCAGGGUGCAGUGGGGGUGCUGAGCACAGGACGAGCAGGAGGAGGCCUGCCCUCCCCUCAGGCGCAUCCGCGUCGCCCUUCUGUGUGCAGUCACGUUGAGACUGCGUACAGCAUGCGUCUCCUCUUGGGAGAUGUCUUUUGCCUCCGAGUUGUUUGAAGCAAUUAGAAUCAGGUCCUGAAUCCCCAGACUGUUCAGAGACUUCAAGGGACACCUCCCUCACAAGAAGCCUGGCACCCACUGUGUACUUUUGGAAGGAAAGGAGUGCGUUUGUUUUCAUCUGCAUUCUGUUUGUCAGUGGUAACAGACUUUUAUCGAUGUAAAACCAUGGCUGUGAUCAUGUGGGGAAUUCAAAUAAAUCCUUUGAAACUCUCA